Molecule: messenger RNA, 689 nt
Organism: Elgaria multicarinata webbii
Lineage: Eukaryota; Metazoa; Chordata; Lepidosauria; Squamata; Anguidae
Product: glutamine amidotransferase-like class 1 domain-containing protein 3, mitochondrial
Exons: 5
Coding region: 12-689 (225 amino acids)
Source: RefSeq, a predicted model, not a curated record
CCUCUCUGACUAUGGGCAAGAAAGUGGCUGUGAUCCUUGCCGGCUGUGGGGUCUAUGAUGGAAGCGAAAUCCACGAAUCUUCCGCUGUCAUGGUGCAUCUCAGCAGGGAAAGGGCAGAGGCCGAGUUCUAUGCCCCAGAUAUUGACCAAAUGCACGUGGUGAACCACAUGAAGGGGCAGCCGACGGAGGAGAAGCGCAACGUCUUGGCGGAGAGCGCCAGGAUUGCCCGAGGCAACGUGAAAGACCUGGCCGAGCUGAAGGUGAAGGAGCUGGAUGCACUCAUCAUCCCAGGUGGCUUCGGAGUGGCCAAAAACCUUUGCACUUGGGCCGUGGAAGGGAAGGACUGCACCAUCUCCAAACACGUGGAGGAUGCCAUCAAAGCUUUCCACUCUGCCAAGAAGCCCAUCGGUCUGUGCUGCAUCUCUCCGGUGCUGGCUGCCAAAAUCCUCCCAGGCUGUGAGCUCACAGUCGGGCAAGACACAGAGGAGGGGGAGGACUGGCCCUACGCCAAGACCGUGGAGGCCAUGAAGGAGCUGGGCUGCAAACAUGUGAACAAAGACGUUGACGAGAUCCACGUGGAUGUAAAGAACAAGCUGGUGACUACGAGCGCUUUCAUGUGCAACGCCCCCAUCCACGAAAUCUACGACGGUGUCGGAAAGAUGGUCAAAGAGGUGCUGAAGCUGGCCUGA